AUGACCGGGAUGGCUGAUAUUUCUUCUUUGACGCUCAAAGUCGUCUUUGCGAUAUACGUUGACUCGUAUUGCUUCGUGUUUGCGACAGCUAUGCUGCAGCACGCAUUCGGAGUCAAUCGCAACCUGGACUUUAUCUAUCUGUUCCUCGUCGAAAAGGCACAUGUUAUUCGAGCAUCUACGAAACUACGGCUUCAGUCAAAACUGUACAUUUUCAACUCGUUUGGAAUGCUGGGAGUGUACACCGUUGUCGUCAUUCUCAAUUUUAUCUUCCGGAUUGCCCGUAUGGAAAAUGGACAGUGCAUAAUUGGUAUGCAGAGCAUCUCCAUGAUACCUCUGAUAUCCUUUGACGCCGUUGUCAAUGUGUACCUGACCAUUCUCUUUCUCAUACCGUUGAAGAUUUUGUUCUCUGCCAUUGUGAUACAAUGGGUCACAUCCAAGGACAAUGCUGGAACAUCCAUCAGCAGCUCUCUGAGGGUCUAUAAUGGGAAUGGUAACGGAAAUUGCAGCCCAUAUGGUCAGCAUGUGAAGGCGCCACAUGACCGGCGUCGUUUAUCCCGCAGCUUUUCGCCUUGUCUCCUCGAUGCAGCCAGCUCGUCGCCGACGACCCCCUCCGAAUACCCGCUCGUGACUACAACGCGCUGUUGCUCGCAGGCGGUCGAGUACGACGCCGAGUCGUACGACUCGGCAAGCAUGUCGGCGGCCAAGAUACUCGCCGCCGAGCAGAAACGUCCGGCCGUCAUCGUGACGACGACCAUUGAGCGCGACACCGCACCCAUCGAGACUCUGGAUUCACCAUUGAAGCAAACAACGUCGCAUGACUUACUGGGGGGUAGAGCGCACCGCCAUUCGCACAUGGACACGUCUGCGGUGACAACUUCGGAUGUGCUCAGACGGGUGAGCACGGGCGCUGGUCCUUGGGAGACGGUGUACACGGAGCACUUGAUGCACGGGAGGACAUCAUCAGGGGCGCGAGUGUAA
Cordyceps militaris CM01 is the source of this 978-nucleotide messenger RNA. RefSeq lists its product as uncharacterized. The record is from RefSeq and is a predicted model, not a curated record. NCBI's taxonomy places the organism in Eukaryota, Fungi, Ascomycota, Sordariomycetes, Hypocreales, Cordycipitaceae. The coding region runs from base 1 to 978 and encodes 325 amino acids. The transcript has 5 exons.